CACAAAACAAAAAUUAGUUUUUAUUCAAAUAAAAUUAAAUUAAAAAUAAAAAUAAACUCUAUUAAACAAUAAAAAGUGAAAAAGUAACAACAGCAAUCCAACCACCAAUAGAAUUUUAACACUUUUAGGCUGUUUAUAAAGAGGUUAUAUUCAUAAGUUCUUCAUUGAACUAAGAUUUUAUAUGAUGAAGAUUUGCGGAAUUUGCGGAGGCAAUCACCACACUAACGAUUGCGAUAUAAUACAAAUCGUUGUUCAUGUCACCGAUAGUCCGAUUCCUUCCAAAGCCAAGUUGACUCUUCCACAAAACUUAACACUAACAAAGACUACAGAUAACAGCUAUCGCGUGACAGCUAACAGCACCAUUGCCAAAGGCACUAAAUUCGGUCCACUACAAGCCAAAAAGAAUUUUACUUUUAUCCCGGCCAUUUCUUUUCCUCUUCGAAUAUUUGUAGGGCUCGGUAAUGAAGAACAUUAUCUAGAUACUACCGAUGAAAACGAAUGCAACUGGUUGAUAUUUAUUAGCCCUGCUUGUGAUUUCCAAGAACAAAACGUAGUUUGUUAUCAGGAAGGCGAAGAUAUUUUUUACGUUACCGUUAAAGAAAUAAGCAAAGGUGAAGACUUGAAAGUAUGGUAUUCUCCAUAUUAUGCUACUAAAAUGAAAACUAAUAUAUUGAAACCUAUAAUCAAUGAACUUGAUGACAACUUAAAAACCAGAAAACUUUCAGAUGCACUCAUAAAGCGAAACAAGCAAAUAACUUCAAGGGAAAUGUGGAGUUGUAAAUUUUGUGGAAAAAGCGAGAGAAAGGUUCCAGAGUUUGCCUUGCAUUUAUUGAAACAUUAUUCCAAAAAAUUAGAAAGACGGUGCCACUUGUGCAAUAUGUCAUUCCUAAAAGUUAAGAGUUACCAGAAACACGUAAAAAUUGUCCACGAAAAAGUCAUUACAGAUAAAACUCCCACACAAAUUGCACUUAAAUCGAGUACAAGCAAUAAUGUAGAAAAAAGUGCAGAUUUGUCUAACGAGAACUAUGUUGGUGGACCUUUAUUAACGAACGAAGUGAAUUAUGAUAGUACCGAUAAUACCGGUCUGGUGCUGCCUCAAACAGACAUGGACCAUCAGAAUAUGCAAUUCGAGCAAGAUAAUUUAAAUAUGGAAUCCAUUCUCUCGGAAAGCGUGAAAGAUUUGGACAACUUCAAUUUCGAGUUAGUUGAAAACGACACUGAACAAUUCGUCUGUGAUAUUUGUUUAAAAGUAUUCAAGAAAGUCAAAUCCCUAAUUCAACAUAUGAAUAAACAUACUGGGAAAUUCACAUGCAUCGAGUGUAAUAAGGUGUUUGCAAGGCAAGAAAACCUGAAUUACCAUUCGUGCAAAUUACUGUACAAAUUUCAAUGUUACCAUUGCUCUAAACUGUUUUACCAAAAAAAGUACCUCUCCAGGCACAUGAAGUUGUUCCAUAAUAAGCAAACGAACGGAGAAGAAACCGAUGCACCCAAGGAAACUAAUAGCAACCCUUCAAUUCAGCAUGUGCAAUGCUCUAAAUGCUCCAAAAUGUUUGCACACAAAAGUAACUUAAUAAUUCACUUGAAAACGCACUUGCCAAGAGAAAAAUACAUUUGCCCAAUCUGCGAUAAACUGCUUAUAUCUCAAAAGACCUUCGUCAAGCAUUAUAAACUGCACAAAGAUCCCGUCGUUAAAUGCACUACUUGCGACAAAAUCCUGAACAGGAAAGACACUUUGAAAUACCACAUGGAAAGUGUACAUUCAGGAAAUGAAGAAAUUUGCUCAGAUUGUGGUAAACCGAUGAAAACCAAAAAAAUACUCAACACUCACAAGAAAGCUCACGAAACAACAAAGACAUACGACUGCCCUCGAUGCACCUUGAAAUUCAACAGAUCAUUCAAUUUAACGAGACACAUAAAAGUUGUACACGAAUCGAAAAAAAUCGAUGCAGACAAGAAAUUCGCCUGUGCGAUAUGCGAUAGGAAAUUUAAAUUCAACAAAUCCCUAACGAGGCACAUACGGACGAUACAUCCGCACGAACCCAUCGAGCAGAAAUCCGCCAAACUGAAGAAAUGCGCGAAAAUUUCCAACAAAAUCGACGAUUCCGUUGCCGGUUUGAAGCGAACUAUCGAUAGCAUGCAUUUCACCAACAUCGACAACUUCGAUACCGAUAGCAACGAUAGAUUAGUGGAAAGCUUGAUUAAUAACCACGUGGGUUCCGGUUUAGCAAGCGAUGCUCACCAAACUGUUUCUAUGAUGUCGAUGCUCGAUUUGGAUAUUGAUGGAAUUAAUUGAAAUUUGAAAACGAUUUCGGUUCUCUAUGCAGUAGAUUCGAAAGAAAUGGAACAUACAGAAGGUGGAGCGUAGACUUGUUUCCAGAUUCACUAUAUUUUUUUACUAAGGUAAUGAAAGGAUAAUUUUAUUAUAAUUUAUAUUUAGU
This is a messenger RNA of Phyllotreta striolata, 2438 nucleotides long. The record is from the annotation of a GenBank genome assembly. Lineage: Eukaryota; Metazoa; Arthropoda; Insecta; Coleoptera; Chrysomelidae.